Messenger RNA from Gavialis gangeticus (Gharial), 1916 nucleotides. RefSeq lists its product as uncharacterized. Bases 152 to 922 code for a protein of 256 amino acids. The transcript is spliced from 2 exons. The record is from RefSeq and is a predicted model, not a curated record. NCBI's taxonomy places the organism in Eukaryota, Metazoa, Chordata, Crocodylia, Gavialidae.
CUGUCAAAAAGUAAACACUUAAUUCAUGCUUCUCUUUUAGAAUGAAGGGCAUGUUUUUCAUCUUCAUUAUGAGUUUGUGAUUUCAGUGAAAUACCAUGAACUGAACUGAACCCAAGAAUUUUGAAAGCAGUGUGCAGUCUCCUUCCUGGAAAUGUUGUCCUUCUUGGGUUCAGAGACAGAUGAGGAAAGACUGAUCAAAGCCAGCCAGACUCUGUAUGAUUAUGUGUAUUUAUAUGUCUCUUCCACAAAUACAAUAUUCAGAAUCCUCAAUCAGCACCUUGGUACCCACUUCCCCAUUAUUUCAGUGAAAGAAAGCCUUAGCCUUAAAGAGAACCUUCAGCUCUUGAUCAGCUCUCUGAAAGAGUUGCAAACUGUUGUAGAAACAGAAGCCAAAGAUGUUAAGCAUCACGUCGGCCAACAGUUGUAUGCUAAAAUUGCUGGCCCCAUCACCUCUCUGCAGGAGAAGACUGCAGUUGUAAAGGACCUGUAUGAAAAUUAUAAGGGAGUUUUAGGAGGUAUAUGUGGUCCAUUCAUUGCAGUGCUGCUGAAACAUGGCAAUCUCUCAGACUCAAUAGAGUCUGCCAUUCAUCAGUUGGUGACUUCCCCUGCCUUAUCCCUCCAAGUUGCUGACCUUAUAAAUCACAAUGAUCUCACCAAAAUACUACCAACUACUGACAAUGGCAGCAGCCCUUCAAGGAGUACCGCUCAGCAGACUGGACCACUCAAUCCGUCAACCAGUUUCUCACUGCCUGGCUUCAUACGAGCUAUUCUUCAGCGACAAACUACUAAGAACAGCCUGAAAAUUGCAGCAGACUAUCUGGAAGAAGCUGUCAGGGUACUAAAACCAUCUUGUGAAUUAUUCCAGUGCAUUGUUAAACUGGUCAAGGUCUGUACCUCACUGGUGCCUGAGAAGGUGCAGUGAUCCGUCAGGCAAAUGCUCACAUGGUAGAGAUCCAUUUCUUUCCUUUCUAUUCUUACAACCAGGAAAGUUAUGCAAAGGAACAAGAGAUAAUUUCUGCUUCCCCAGUAAUUUCUGCUGUCACAUUUAGCAUCCAGAUCUGAACAUUGUAUUAAAGAGUGAAAGUCAAGCCCUGUUGUUUUGUUAAUGCAAAAUCUGAAUAAAUAAAAAUCAACAGGAAACUAACUCAAAAGGUAACUGUUGACUGUUGAAAUUGUAUCUUUAUUAAGUAUGUUUUAACAGUCUGGCCAAGCCUAUUUGAUUAUUUUAAUAGUGUUAGUUCAGUUUGACUUGUCUGCUUUUGUGAGUUGGGCAACUACAGUUCCUUUAUUUUAAAUAAGCUGUGAUAGGGGUAUUCUUAGGGAAACUGACCACUGAUUGGAUUUGCAGGUGAUCUGUCAUUUUGGAGCAGAGGAUCAUUGUGAUUUGAGAUCUUAAUGUGCAGCAAAGUGAAGAAUGAUUUUGUCUGUCUACCAGUUUUUCUGUGCUACCUUGGCCAUGUGACUUAGAGGUAAAUCAACAGGACUUGGGCAACUAACUCAGUUAAGGCACCUAUAGGUCCUCAUAAUUUUUUGGUCAACUUUCUAAUCCUGGAGGCACCUACGUUUCCUGGACACCUAAAUUUGGUGGUGGCCAGAUGAAACAAUUGUAUUGGUUUACUUCAAGAAACACUGAGCCAAUGAGCUGUUUCUUCUGUCUGUUCCUAAGCCACUGUGACUUUAAAUCCAUUUAAUUUAUUUUUAAAGUUACAGCACUAGUCUAUUGGUACAGGUAGAGGAGUGGACAGAUACAACAGCUACAUUGGCUUAUCUGACACACAGUUCAGCAGCCUGUCCCUCAGCCCUUUUAAAUGUUUCAUCAUUACAUCUGAAAGUUCCCUGGGCAUCUAAUAAGUGUCUAUUUCUGAGCCUUCCUAGAAGUACCUGAGUCAUAACUCAGGCCUUUGUACGUGCCACAU